Schistosoma haematobium is the source of this 3547-nucleotide messenger RNA. It is a transcript of the gene ZMAT5, whose product is annotated as Zinc finger matrin-type protein 5. Gene Ontology annotation, molecular function: nucleic acid binding; zinc ion binding. Lineage: Eukaryota; Metazoa; Platyhelminthes; Trematoda; Strigeidida; Schistosomatidae. Gene Ontology annotation, cellular component: U12-type spliceosomal complex. The record is from RefSeq and is a predicted model, not a curated record. The transcript is spliced from 3 exons. The coding region runs from base 1 to 462 and encodes 153 amino acids.
AUGGGUAGACGUUUCAUCUGUGAUUAUUGUGACAAAUCGUUUCCAGAUAAUCCAAUUAAUCGAAGAAAUCAUCUUAAAGGUGUACAACAUCAACAAGCUCGUAAAUUACAUUAUGAUAAAUUUCUUGAUCCUAAAGAAAAACUUAGUAUAGAGAAAGCAAAGAAACCAUGUAUAACAUUUCGUAAUUCUGGUACAUGCGCUUAUGGUCCAUUGUGUAAAUAUUCUCAUAUAACCAUCGAAGAGAUCCGUAUAUUAGAAGAGAAAUCUAAUGCUGAACUUCUUGCUUCAUCUUACUUAAAUCAUUUAACAUCUGAAGUGAAUAUUGAUAAUCAAAUUAAUAUAUUAGAAUCAAAAUUAAUAUCUAGGCGUGAUAAACAAUCAAAUUCUGGAUCAACUCAACAAUUUCAUAUUCCAGAAGGAAUACAACUAUUAUAUCUACCUCCGUCAUUGUCUUUACAUUAAAUAUUCCAGAUAGAUGCCUGAUUUUAUCUUUCAAAGGAUUUGUGUAUAUCGAAAAUUCAUUUGAGGAUUCCACGUGUUUCUAUAGUGAGGUUUUAAUUUAUAGACAAACCAAUCAGAUUUCAAAUAGCGAGUUAUAGAUUUUGGCAUCAACUUCUGACUUCUCACACUAAUUCAUAAACCUAUUUAGACCUUUUUAAGUUGGUGCAAUUUCUCAAGGUCACUAUGACAUCACUCAAAGGUUGUCCAUAAAUUCUAACUCCACUUUAUGGGGCUUCUCUGACGGUUAAAGGAUUUUUGUAUAUUUACGCUAUGGAAAAUAAAGUACUUAUUACUUUUUAGGCUGUUUGGCCUAUUACUCUUUUCUUUUCAAAUAUAUUCUGUUUGUUCGGGUUCUUUUAGUUAGUCGAGGGAGGGAUUUAAUCGUGAAUAAGAUGAUCUUGGUUGUUGCUAGAAGUAUAAGGGUGGAGGGAUAUUUCUUCUUUAGGGGUCUGAAAACCCGGACUUUUGGUGACCAUAGAGAUCUGGGAGCGUGAUCUCCUGAGCCCGGUCACUUAUGGCAUUUCUGUGGGACUUUUUUGGACUGUUAGCUCCGCACUUCGACAGGCCUUACCGCUGGAGACUAAAAUCCAUGGGUAAAGUGAGGUGUGACACUUCAGGGUUGACCUUUUCUAACCCCUUUCGUUGUGAGAAUACAACAUCACUGUCCGAGGGAAGUACCUUACUGCCGUAGCGCCCCUUUGCACUCGGCAGUACGACUUCACCAUCGUGCCUUAAUUUACUGCUUUUAAUCUUACCGUUCUCCAAUCGACCUGCCUGGUAUAGUAGAGUUUAAAGGAGCAUUUGUUUUAACCAAUAUACCACGUCAAGAUAGCAUUUACAGUCGAGUUCAUUCAAUUCAUAUAGCCCCCACCAGCGCAAAUACUACAACCUGAAUUCUAAAAGUUUAAGCAGUUAGCAUAAUAACAUUUAGUUUAUUGAGUGAAGUAUAAGGUGCUUCUUUUUUAAUAGUUUUUCUUGGAUUACUGAUAUUGUUGCACAUGUAAUCAACAUACAAGUACAUCAACGAAAUGUUAUAUGGUGACGUGUUUCAUCUUUCUAAUUUGAAAACCAAGUAAAUGACCGAAUCACAUUGCUGUAAGAAGAGCCAAACAGACGUAACGCAUUAAUGUAUGUAUUCUUUGUAACCUAGAUCACUGAGUUUUCUAAACGAAGGUAUUUGCAAUACGUUUGAAUUACAUCUAUUUACAACACAAUUGUUUCUAACAGAUUCUCAAGUUCCGCAUUGUGUGCUACGGUCGCCAACGCUCUUCAAUACUAGCUCGAUAAAAUAAGUGUAUAUCACUACUAUUGUUUACUGAACAAUCCAAGCAAUAAAAUUACACUAAGUGAUUAUUACUUGUUUUCUUUUCGCCCGAGAACUCACAUCAGCAAUGUCAAUUUUUAUUGGUCACUAAUAGACCCGAGAGUAUGUUGAUAUAAGACAGGACCUGGCAUGACUGCUUAAUCAGAGAUACUUAUACACAGCGACUUUUUAAUUCAUACAAGUAAGGAAGAGUGGUGAAAUUCCUAGUGAGAUGACAAUACAAUUAGCGAUUACCACAGUGUGUAAGAUAGAGCGACCAAUAGCAGUGGGAAUCUGUUAGGUUGCGAAGGCCGAGGUAACGAUUGUUGCGGGAAAAUCCGUCAGUUAAUUCACUAGAAUAUAAAUUGAAAGUCAUUUUGUUUUCUUGACUCCAAUAAAUUACCCGCAGUUUUUUGUAUGAGGUAUGGUUUGGACGUUGUGUUGAAAAGCAGUAUCUGUACAUUUUUUAAAACCAUUUUGGAUGCUUAUUUUACUGUUUGGGAACUUAAUCUUGUGAUUCUAUUGAUUUAACUCGAUCAUAACUGGCAUUCAUUACUUCGCCUCUUUAAGAUCCUUCGUAAGUUGAAUAAGUAAAUGAAUGUAUGCAAUCGUCAAUUCAGUCAAGGUAGAGUGUAACAUAAAUGUUUGUUACUCUAAGUUUCUAUAAUAUGACGGGAUGACGAGAUAAAGUUAACAAAGUAAGUAAUAUGUGUAGUGAGAAUGACUUAACUUUGAGAGUAUGAUUUGGAAAGACAAUAAAAAAUUAUAAGUGGAGGAAUAAUGUGACUCAUAGGAUAUAGAGUAAAUCCAUCUGUUCCAGCGUGGCUCGUCCUGAUUAGUGAAUUGUAAUUUAGCGUAGAUGGGAGGUGUAUGAAGAUAAAUCAUAGUUGGCUUUUGUCACAUUAAUACCAGCUGACAACCUAUUAAAAAACCUAGAAAUAAUGGAUCUCUGUCUUGGUUUAUUAACAGUGCACAUCUGUAGAUAAUUGAGAAAUAACACAAUACCUUUGUUGAAUUGUAAAUGAUUUAAACGAAUAGUAACAUUCAUGGAAAACAGGUUACUAAAUACAAAAAUUCGGAUUUGUAAGUUAUAUAUUAAAACUCAAUCUAAAAUAGCAAAUAUAUCUACAUUACCGCCAACCACCCAAUUCGAAUUAUUUUAUUUACGAUCUACGACCAUAGGUUAUGAUGCCUUUGUACGGCCGAGAUUGGGGAGAGGCAGCUCUCCCUCUCGAAAUGAUCGCACAUGGCCACGUGCAUACAAUCACUGCAUUCUCGCGGCGGGGAUGUUUACGAAAUUGAGAAGACGAAAUGCGAGUGCCCGGCGAUUUAACCGGGUUGGUGGAUGUGGAGGACCCGCCUAGAAGAGUUAGAAAACCCUGACUACAACCCCAUAGUACACAUAGACUCCAGGAUUCUGAAGGAACAAAUGGCGUAUGAACUAAUCAUCGAUCACCGGCUACCGUGGGACAGCAUCUCCUGAUGUUGCUCCAUCGUCUUGUGGGUCAGAUGUUUAGGUCGAAGGCUCCGGGUAUGGCCUAAUUAAACCACCUGCUCCCGUCAAGACACUAGGGCAGUAUUACAGCCCACAUACAAAUCAAAUGGCGUGUGUGGCACUUAUGUAUUUGAUGCCCCUUUGUCCUAAUAUUUAUGUGUUCAAAUAAAUAAUAAAUGAUCAUUAACCGACUAACUUGAAUCUCAUCUGUUGAUGUUGUUAAUUUGCAAAUUUUUUCUAUUAUUAAG